AUGGCGUCCCAGCCGCCAUCGCCCGGGCCCAACGGCGCGUCGUCGCCCUCGGUCGCCUCGAGGACGGCGCACGAGGCCAUCACCGCCGAGGCGAGCCACGUCGUCAGGGGCUGGCCGGUCGGCGCAGGGCUGCAGGGUGCAGGAGACGUCGUGUCGCACCUCCCUCCUAUCCUCCCCUCCACCCCGUCCUUCUUCCCCUCCUCCAGCUCGCUCCCGACCUCUCUCGACCCCGCCACGACCUCCCUCGUUCCCUCCGACCCGCUCUUCGACCAGUACAUGCGCGAGAUCGCCGCCCUCCUCGCACCACAGCGCGGCGACUCGGCGACCGACCUCUGGAGGGACGAGCACGUCCAAGGCCUUGUCGGGCUCGGCGAGGUGCAGCAGCACCCUCCUCUCGCACCUCCCUACCCGAUCCUCUCGACCGCCCAGCUCAACCCGGCUCCUUCCGCCCACGCGCCCGCCCUUGCCGCAUCCUUCCUCGCCGCGUCGUCGUACCCACUUCCGCCACCGCCGACCGCCCCAGCGUCGAACCCGCUCCAGCCCCGACACCUCGCUCCGCAGCCGCCCUCGCACCCGCACGACACCCUCUCCACCUUCGUCGAGUCGCACUACGCGAGCGCGCAGGCGUCAGCUCAAGCUUUGAGCGCCAUGCGCAGGCAGAACAGCCUCGGCGGCGACAGCGCGAGCGCGAGUGCGCCAACGAGCCGGCCGCAGACGCCGUCGCACGUGCGGGUCGCCGCGCCGCACCCGGUCCAGAUGAGCUCGCCCGACCCGCUCGCGAUGGGUUACUCGUCGCCAGUGCCCGCUGCCGCCGCGCCGGCGGCCGCAUCUGCGCCUCAGCUUGCGCCGUCGGCGAACGGGCAGGGCCCGCACCGGGUCGGCGCCGUCCACGCUCCGGUGCAGCGGCGUGCGCUCCCGCAAGUCGUCAUCCCGCAGCCGCGACCGCGCAAAAGGGCGAGCUCGUCCGACCUGUCGAGCCACUUCUCGUCGCCGCUCAAGCCCUCGGACGCCGGCGCGGUUCGGCACCCUCUGCCGCCCGCUCUCGGCGGCGACGGCGACUUCACGCCCAAGACGAGCACGUUCAAGGCGUCGCAGCUCGAGGGCCCCUUCACGGGCGCCGAGUCGGCCGUCAAGCGCGUCAAGCUCGGCGCAGGUCCCGGCGCCAACUCGUCGUCGUCGACCAUCGGCCGCACGCCCGGCACCGCUGCGACGCAGGGCGGCAACGAUCCGGUCGAGCGUCUCGGCGACCUCGUCGGCGACGUGUUCACGGCCGACGACGCCUUUGUCGGCGACACGUCGUCGGCGGCCGUCUCGUCGCACAUGCGCAGCCCGAGCCGCAAAGGCGGCGAGAAGCGCCUGUUCCGCUCGACGCGCACGAGCGAGUCGAGCAACGCGCCCCUGCUUCACACGGACGCGCUGCGUCGCAUGCUCGGCCUGCUGCGCGCCGUCGCGAGCCGGGGCAAGGCCGAGGAGCUCGUCGAGGAGGUCGAGGAGGGCGGGGUCCAGCGGUGGUUGAGGGUGCUCGAGCGGAGCUGGGAGGGCAUCGGCGAUGCGGGUGGUGGGUGGGAGGGGUGGGACGCCGAGGCGGGCGACGCGCGGGAGGACGACGGGGCGGGCCAGGCCGGCAAGGGCAAGGGCAAGGGCAAGGGCAAGAAGGGCGGGCGCAAGGGCUCGGCCAGCCCCGCCAAGGGCGCGUCGAAGGGCAAGGCCAAGGGGCGCAGGAGCUCGGCCGCCGUCGACGAGGAGAACGAGGAGGACGACGGCGACUUCGACAUGCUCGCCUCGGCGAGCCCGGGCAGGACCGGCACGCGCCGCAGCUCGCGCUCGGCGUCGCCAAGGCGCGACCGCUCGUCGACUAUCGACGUCGACGGCGACGACGAGCAGGCGGCCGCGCACGACGAGGGCGACAGCCGGCGCACCGGGACGGCGUCGUCGGGCGAGUCGUACUGGGACGUCGAGUCGCGCCUCGCCUCGACCGAGGCGUCACUUCGCGACCUGAGCGACGCCCUCCUCGCCCUGCGCCUCGCCCUCGAGAUCCUCACCCUCCCGGGCGUGGCCCUCCCCAAGCACCUCUUCUCGUCCGAGUACCUCCUCGGCGUCGUCUCGUCCCUCCGGCGCGCCCUCGACGCGUGCCUCGUCCCCAUCCUCGAAGCACCGGCGACGAGUCCGCUCGCCGAGCUCGCUACAUCGCGCGCGAGGGACAAGGUCGCCGAGGUGACGGACGCGCUCGUCGCCGGAACGCAGGCCCUCGCCGCGCUCGUCAAGGCCGAGGACCUCGGCGACGAGCUCGUCAUCGCGCUCGCCUACCUGUCGCUCGAGCCGUUCUUCCACGAGGCGCCGCUCGCGACGACCGCCGCCGCACGGGCCGCCGCCGCGAGGGACCUGUCGCCCGCCGUCAACGCCGUCAAGGGCCUGCGCCUCGCGAGCCUCGCCGUCGUCCAAGCCGUCUACGCACGCUACGCCGAUCAGCGUGCAUGGAUCGUCGAGGAGGUCUUGAGCAACCUGGGCAAGGCCGAGAGCGCGACGGGGACGGCGGUGGCGAAAAAGGCGGCCCGCAGGGGCAUCCGAAUCCGAACCGGCGCGACCAUCCAGACCGUCUCGGCGCUCCUCCUCCACCUCGUCCAGACGUGCCCGGCCGACCUCGCGUCGCAGAUCCGCAAGAAGCUCGCCAAGUCGACCUCGACCGACGGCGGCGUCACGACUGGCGGCGCAGACGUCGACAUGGACGACGACCUCGGACUCGGGACGAGGGUGCUCGGCCCGGCCGAGACCCAGGGGGAGGGCGAGGGCGAGGGGGACAUUCUUGAGCGUCCGAAUUCAUCGAUCCAGAAGCUGCUGAGCGGCGCUCUCGACAUGUCGAACAAGGCGGCGAGGACGAUCAUCGGCUUUCUUCUUCAACGCGCGGCCAAGGCGGGCAAGACGACGGGCGCGACUGCCGACACCGAGUACCGCGCCGUGUUCGACCACCUCGUCGCCGACCUGCUCGCGACGCUGCACCUCGCCGAGUGGCCCGGCGCCGAGGUCCUUCUCACCGUCCUUUGUCGAUCCAUGAUGGCGACGCUCGCCGACUCGAAGAGCACGCACGAGAGCAACUCGCUCAAAACCAUCGCGCUCGAGCACAUUGGCGUCAUCGCUGCCCGCAUCCGCAAUGACCUGUCGGUGCCAACGACCGGCCUCAAGAGCUUGCGCGAGGCAGCGAUCGAGGGCGAUGACGACACGCUCGAGAAGACCAUCCUUGCGCACAAGUCGGUCGUCGAGCACGUCGUCAAGGUCGAGAACGUCCCUGGGAGCGCCGAGGGCGCCGCCAGCUUCUCGCGCGCACAACUCGCGCUCGACGCGCUCCAAGCGUUGCCGCACUCGGGCGCGGCGCCGGCUGUGCAUGAUCGCCUCGUCGCGCUCGUCGGCGAGGUCUGGAACGACGACCAGGUCGAGGACGUGUUCGGCCCAAGCGCCGACGACUCGCAGCCUCGCGUCGAUGCUCUCGCCCUCGAGCUCUGGCGCUUCUCGACGCUCGCCAACCUGUACCAGCCCAUCCUCACCCGUAUCGUCGACGCGUCCGAGUCGGCCCAGAUGGGCCAACGCGCCAAAGCUCUUCGAGCCAUCAGCCUCGUCGUCGCGCAGGACCCGGACCUCUUCAACCAGGACAACAUCCGCCGCAGCAUCGAGAACCGCAUGCUCGACAGCUCCCCGAUGGUUCGCGACGCGUCUAUCGAGCUCGUCGGCAAGUACGUCGUCACGCGGCCCGACCUCGCCGUGCAGUACCUCCCUCGCCUCGGCGAGCGCAUCUCGGACACGGGCCUCGGCGUCCGGCGCAGGGUGAUCAAGCUCUUGCGCGUGCUGUACCACGUCGUCGCGAGCGAGGAGCACAAGGUCGACAUCUCGCGCAAGCUCGUGUACCGUGUGCUCGACGAGGACGACGGCAUCAAGGACCUUGCCAUCGAUGCGCUUGAGGACAUCUGGUUCAGCACGCCGUCCAAGAACGUCGCCAAGGACUCGAUCGACUCGCUCGCUCAGCUCGCGAGCAUCAUCACGCAGACGGCGGGCGUCUUCAAGGACCGUCCGCCGCCGGUGGACGAGGCGCUUCGCCUCAUCAUGUCCAAGCACGCCGAGAAGGGUACCGAGCCGCCGCUCGAGCGCCUCAAGCUCGUCAUGGAGAGCCUCAUCGACGGCCUCGUCGAGGACGAGCGCAACAUGGACGUCGUCGCCGGCAUCAAGACCGUCUUCCUGCUCAGCUCGGUCGACCCCAACCUCUUGUCGACCGCCAAGGCGACCCUGCUCCUCCCGUUCCUCAAGAGCGCCGCCACGCCCGACGAGCAGAUCAUCAGCGACUACCUCUUGCGCAUCUUUCGCGCCGCCGUCGUCGCCAUGCCCAAGUCGGCGACCAAGUUCGGCCGGGACCUCCAGGCCGCGCUCAUGCCCAUGCUGAACAAGCCGACGCACAACGUGUCGAUCCUGCAGGGCGUCGUCGCCUGUUUCUGCGCCGUCGUCCACGGGCAGACGCAGGACUUUGCGACGAUGAUCCGCGCCUUCGUCGCGAGCCUCAAGCGCCUGCAGCAGGAGGCGCACAAGCUCGUGCACCCCGAGACGGCCCAGACGGUCCAGUUGCGCACGCUCCCGGUCUUGUGCUACAUGGCGGCCCUCCUGUGCGAGCACGGCGAAUUUGACCGGGUGCGCGAGGAGCACGCCGGCAUCAAGUCGAGCAUCGACGAGCUCACGCCCAACUCGGUCGCCGAGCUCACCUACGGCACCCUCAUCCGCGUCUACAACCUGUCGCUGCCGGCCCAGAUCAAGUCGACCGUCUUGACGAGCCUCGGCUUCGUCUACCGCGCCCACCCGACCCUCAUGCUCCACCAGGCCUCGACGGCCAUCAUCGACGCCAUUUUCGAGUCGCCGGCGCCGCAGAUGCACCACCAGAUCCUGCGCAUCAUCCAGGACUUUCUCGCCAGCCAAGAGCGCGCCGUCGCCGUCGCCGCCGCGCUGCCGGUCGACAAGAAGCGCAAAAAGGCGAUCAACGGCGUCAAGAUGGAGGAGCUCGUCGGCAACGUCGAGGGCUUUGCCGACUCGGGCGUCGCGAGCGCCAUCUCGCAGCGGUACCUCAAGCGCAUCAUCGCCUCGGCGCUCUCGCCAAACCCGAGCCUGCAACGCCUCGGCCUCGACCUCCUCAACACGAUCGCCCGCUCGGGCUUCUCGCACCCGAUCACGCUCGCCCCGACCCUUGUCGCCCUCACCGCCUCAGGCGACGCCGCGCUCGCCAACAAGGCGUACGCCACCCUCGCCAUCCUGCACCAGAAGCACGCCUCGCUCCUCGUGACGCGGUUCCUCGAGCCGGCGAGGGCGGCGCACACGUUCGCCGUCUCGGCGGUCGGUGACGGCGAGACGCUGCGCGGUUACCGGGGCGAUCCGCCCGAGUCGCUCCUCGGCCGGUGGUACAGCCUGCUGCACAAGGAGAAGCGCCAAGUCCAGCUCGACUUCCUCAAGACGCUCUCCCGCUCGUUCGAGCUCGAGAUUGGUUCGCCGUGCUCCUCGGUCGACGUUUCGUUCUUCCGCUUCCUCGCCGAGGCGCUCUCGACCUUCGACUUCAAGCGCACCGAGGAGCCUCUCCUCGUCGUCGCCCUCCUCAACUCGGCCCUCGCCGUUUCGGGCAUGCAGGUCCUUCAUGCGCUCGAGCAGGACCUCGAGGGCGGCGGCGGGUUGAUGGCGACCGCGAGCCCGUCCAAGAAGCUUCUCUUCAACGAUGCCGCCAUUGUCGACGCCGAGCGUGCGCCCUCGCCCGACCUCGCGCGUCAGUCGCUCGUGCUCGGCCUCGCGCUCCUCUUGCGCGACCACCUCAAGCGGCUCUACAGCCUGUCGGACGCCAAGCUCGCCAAGUACGUCGUCGGCAAGAAGAGCGCUAUGGGCGACAAGGCCGCGAGCCGACACGCCGACGCGCCGGUCGCGCUCGGUUCAGACGGUUACGGGCGCAUGCCUCUCGUGCUCGUGCACCCAGAGAUGAACGGCGAGGACGAGCGGUGCGGCCAGCGGGCGACGUUCAUGCGCCUCGUCGCCGAGGACGGCACGAUCGCGGCCAUGGAAGAGCUCGAGGCCGACACGGGCGACGAUGCAUGA
Molecule: messenger RNA, 6105 nt
Organism: Rhodotorula graminis WP1
Lineage: Eukaryota; Fungi; Basidiomycota; Microbotryomycetes; Sporidiobolales; Sporidiobolaceae
Exons: 21
Coding region: 1-6105 (2034 amino acids)
Biological process (GO): establishment of protein localization to chromatin; regulation of gene expression; establishment of mitotic sister chromatid cohesion
Cellular component (GO): Scc2-Scc4 cohesin loading complex
Molecular function (GO): chromatin binding
Source: RefSeq, a predicted model, not a curated record